This is a messenger RNA of Oreochromis aureus, 977 nucleotides long. It is a transcript of the gene calca, whose product is annotated as calcitonin/calcitonin-related polypeptide, alpha. The transcript has 5 exons. NCBI's taxonomy places the organism in Eukaryota, Metazoa, Chordata, Actinopteri, Cichliformes, Cichlidae. Gene Ontology annotation, cellular component: extracellular region. Bases 76 to 456 code for a protein of 126 amino acids. Gene Ontology annotation, molecular function: hormone activity; calcitonin receptor binding. The record is from RefSeq and is a predicted model, not a curated record.
UGGGAGUGCUCAGCAGAUCCACAAGUAGGUCCAUCACUUGAACCUUCAACAACUGAAAAAUAUAGUAAGUGAAUAAUGAUAAUGUUCAAGCUGUGGACGCUUUUUCUUGCUUAUGCGUUGAUCAUUUGCCAGGUGUAUGUCUCAGAGGCAGCUCCAACUAGAACCAGUAAGGAAUCCAUGUCAGAUGGAGUCACAUUAUCAAAUGAUGACGCCCAAAGGCUGCUCAGAGCUAUGAAGGAGUUCAUGCAGAUAACUUCAGAGGAGCAAGCCCAACAAACAGCUGAUGGGAACAACAAUGCAACAGCACAAAAGCGGGCAUGCAACACAGCCACCUGUGUAACCCACCGCCUAGCAGACUAUUUGAGUCGGUCUGGGGGACUGGGAUACAGCAACUUUGUUCCCACCAACGUUGGUGCCCAGGCCUUUGGCAGACGGAAGCGGUUCAUCUCUGUGUGAGCACAUUGCCAGAUACAUGGACAAAGUGCCUCUUUCCUUGGGUGAUAUCAACUUCAUCAUCAAUCCAUUUACACACUUCAUAAACACUGACUGAUGUCUUGUUUUCAGGCUAACAUACAUUUCCAUAGUAUUGACGAUUAAUCUGUGCUUAAAACCAGAGAAAUAACUACAGUCGCAGAAAGGUAACUCAAUAGGAUGGAAUAGGGUGGAUUUCUUUCUGUCUCAGCCUGUGGCUCAGCUGCGCUUCUAUUUUGUGCUGAUGUAUCCAUCUACAUUAAAACCACCUUCACCUUCUUGUGGAUUGCUGUAAAACACUUUAAUUAAAUUAUAGUGAAAAAUACAAAUGUAAAAUGCAGGAAUAAAUUGUAUUUUAGCUACAUUAGACUCUACUGUGUUGUUGAUUGAGUCACGGACAAAGAAAUGUACAAAGAAAUGUUGAGUUGUUUUUAAAAAGGUGCAAUUUAAGUUGUAUUAAAAAUAUGAAGCUGGUUUCUUUUGGAAGCUGCUCUCUGUGGUCGCCA